Molecule: messenger RNA, 1071 nt
Organism: Trichoderma gamsii
Lineage: Eukaryota; Fungi; Ascomycota; Sordariomycetes; Hypocreales; Hypocreaceae
Exons: 1
Coding region: 1-1071 (356 amino acids)
Molecular function (GO): nitronate monooxygenase activity
Source: RefSeq, a predicted model, not a curated record
AUGGCGACUCAACGUACUACGGAAUUAAGGCGCAUGCUGGCCCUCUCCUACCCAUGGGUCAAGAAGCCUUUCGUGGUUGGUGCACCCAUGCGCAUCAUGGCCGGGCCUCAAUUGGCUGUCGCCGUGUCUGCGGCCGGCGGCCUCGGGUUCAUGGGACCACAGGCCAAACCAGAUGGAGUGCUCGCCGAUCUCGACAAGGCAAGAGAACUGGUAGAAGCGUCGAAUCUGCGCCACCCUCUGCUCCCAAUUGGUGUGGGCUUUCAGGUAUGGAAUGGAGACUUGAAGGUUGCAACAAGCGCUAUUGAGAAGCAUAAACCAUGUGCUGUCUGGCUGUUUGCGCCCAAAAACGGCCAGGCAGAGUUGGAUGAAUGGACCGUUUCUCUUCGAAAAGCUUCUCGUGAUACAAAGAUUUGGAUUCAGGUCGGUACGCUAAGCGACGCCAUUGCGGCUAUCAACAGCUCAGCGCCUCCAGACGUUCUCGUCGUUCAAGGUUCCGAAGCAGGCGGACAUGGAAUGGCAAAGGAGAGCGCAGGAACCAUUGUUCUCUUCCCAGAAGUCGCUGAUGCCGUCAACGCCAGGAAAGAUCUCGGAAUACCUGUAGUGGCGGCGGGAGGCAUCAUCGAUGGUCGAGGGGCUGCAGCAGCAUUUUCUCUAGGAGCCGCUGCCGUCGCCAUGGGCACUCGCUUCCUUGCUUCUUCAGAGGCACGCAUCGCAAAGGGAUACCAAGAUGAAGUAGUUCGAGCGUCCGAUGGCGCCAAAAACACUCUCCGCACCCACUUAUACAACCACCUCCGGGGCACUUUUGGCUGGCCUGACGUUUUUGCACCUCGAACUCUCAUCAACCGUAGCUGGACUGACCACGAGGCUGGUGUUCCAUUUGAGAAGCUCCAAGUGCUGCAUGACGAGGCUGCCAAGAGCGGCGACGCCGGAUGGGGCCCAGAGGGAAGACUGGCAACGUAUGUUGGUGCAGGUGUAGGUCUUGUACGGGAUGUGCAAGACGCGGGUGCGAUUGUUGAAAACGUAAGAAACGAAGCGAGGGGUAUCCUCAAGGCUUUGAGCGAUGAUAUUUGA